AUGGCUGCUGAAGAGGAAAAUUUUCUCAAUCUCACACCAACCUUUGGGCUUAAUGCGAUGGCUGCAACGGCUACGAUCGUGGGUGGCUGUGUCAUCUUCAGUAACAAGCUUCUACAACUUACUAGUCCGACGUUUAUGGCUUUGCUGCUCAGUUUGUCCGGUGGUAUCAUACUCUUCCAGGUCCUUGUUGUUCUGUUCGCGCAUUCGUUCAAGAAAUUCUAUGACGCUUUUACAGACGAUGACAGCGGAAGCAACAGCAGCAAAGAUGAUGUUAGUCAGGACAGUGCAUGGCUCGCGGCGACCGCGUGUUUUGUAGGGGGAAUCCUCAUGAGUUAUUUGGUCGAUAUCAUUGUGCAGAAGCUCACUCCGGGCCAAAACAUGAAUGACACAGCGCAAGGAGAUGCUGCGCCAUAUGGUGUCCUCAGUGCCGUUGCUGUUGGUAUUCAUAACGUCCCCGCAGGCAUCGCUACGUUUGUGGCAUCCUCUAAGCACGCGUGGAUCGGCUUAUCACUAGCAAUUGGCAUUGCACUACACAAUUUUGUUGAGGGCAUUGCCAUUGCUACCCCGAUCUACUUUGCGACGGGUAGCACGUGCCGCGGUUUACAGUGGUGCUUUCUUCCAGCUGUUGCACAGCAUAUCGGUGGCCUUAUCGCGUUCGCAUGA
Messenger RNA from Peronospora belbahrii, 663 nucleotides. The record is from the annotation of a GenBank genome assembly. NCBI's taxonomy places the organism in Eukaryota, Oomycota, Peronosporomycetes, Peronosporales, Peronosporaceae.